Messenger RNA from Vombatus ursinus (common wombat), 1344 nucleotides. RefSeq names its product sialic acid-binding Ig-like lectin 12. The record is from RefSeq and is a predicted model, not a curated record. Bases 918 to 1175 code for a protein of 85 amino acids. Lineage: Eukaryota; Metazoa; Chordata; Mammalia; Diprotodontia; Vombatidae. The transcript has 2 exons.
AAUUCUCAAUCUUGUGGGAUCCUGACUGUGGUUCCACAGUUUUUGAAUUGUUUCUUUCUGGCUGUUUGCAAUACUUUCCCACUGACCUCAGAGCUCUGGAGUUUGGCUGUCAUAUUCCUCAAGAGUUUUCAUUUUGGGAUCUCUUUCAGGAGGUGGUUGGUGAUGUGCCUUUCUUAAGGAUGGAGGCAACAUAGAAAUGUUCAUUGGUAGUGGGGCAGGAGUCAGUAGAUAGGUAGAGAGGACAAGAAGAAGUUCCCAGCCAAAGGCCUCAAUCUUUUGGGUGAAGUCUGAGGCACAGUACUCAGCUGAGAGGGGAAGGGGUGAGGUGCCAUGAGAGGCCUGAGGAGAGAUGUGAGGGUUUGGAGUCCAUGCUGUGGUUAGUGAGAUAGGGAAUUUAUUACAAAGGAGUCGACGGCUUGCCUUGCUCCAGUGAGGACCCAUUUGGGAAGCAUAGUGGGUAAAGCUUUCAAGCCCUGAUGAUUGGAAGCAGUAUCAUCCCAUGGCAUCACAGGGUGUAGACCUGGAAGAGCCCUUAGCAACAAUUUUAUCCAAGUCUCCCAUUUUACAGAUGAGCAAACUGAGGCCUAGAGUGAGGAGGGGAUUUACCCAACACCCCAGAGGGAAAGUGUGGCAAGUGCAAGUCUCUUGAUCCUUGGCCCCAUGGUCUUUUCUAGACACUCACAUGGUUCACAGGUUUGGGAGAUUUGGUGCUUGGAGAUCACAGAACAGGAGAAUGUCACAGGGGAAGGGACUUUAGGGACCCUCAUUUUACAAUUGAAGAAAGAAGAGGCCAUUAAGGGAAAAGGACAUGCCCAGGGUCAGGCAGAGAGUGAGUGACAGGGCCCUCAUUCUCUGGAUCUGAGCCUCAAUUUCUCUCCCCUGCACCAACACUGCCUUUCUCCCUCCUCAGGGUAAAGAUGCUCAGGAAGAAGUCAGUGGCGGCAGCAGCAGCAGCAUCCAGUGGGACAGCACAGGAUGCCAAGAGGUCAUCCUGGGUGGACCAGUCCCUGGAUCCCAUUUCACCAGGUGCAGACACAACCCUAACCCCAGCAGCUCCAGAGGAUAGACCAGAUGACUUACAUUAUGCCUGCCUCAACUUCCAAGGAGUGAAACCAAGAGAAGACCAUGGAUCCACUGACGCCCUCACCGAGUACUCAGAGAUUAAGUUCCAAUGAGCAACUGUUGAGGCCUCAGCCUGGGUUCUACACUGGAUGGUCUGCAAGUCAGUUCCACCCCUCCAUAACAUGAAUUAAACACCUGCUCCAGACAGAUUUGGAUAAGACACAGUCCCCAUACUCAUGGACCUUUCAGUCUAGUAAAGAGAUAAAGUAGAUUUUCACAUUA